AUGAAUUAAUAAAAUAUCAUAUUUUAUUAUUUUAAUAAUUUCAUAAAUUAUUGCCUAUCUAAAAGCUACAACAAAUUAGGCGAUUAAGGAAUAACGAAUUUAGGCUCUAUUUUAGCAAAAACUAGUAUUUCAUCUUUAGUAAUAGGAUUAAGUGAUAACAAUAUUAAUUAAUUUGGAGCGUUCAACUUCUCUAUGCUAUUAGCAAAAUGCACUAACUUGUCAACUCUCAAUUUAGGAUUUUACAAAAACAACUUGCUUAAAAAUCCCGCGGCUAAAUUAGUAUCAAACUUUUCUCCUUGUACUAAUCUACAAGAUUUAAAAAUCAUUUUGUGGUAAUUAGUUAACUUUUUUACUUAAAUUUAAAAUUAAUAAGUUAACAAAUAAGUAUAAAAAAUAAAAUAAUACACAAUUACAAAUAAAUAACUUAUUUUUAAGCUUUUAGUAAUAGAUUUAACUGUUUAUUUUUAUACUUAAAAUUAUAUAAAGUAAUAACGCUGA
Molecule: messenger RNA, 498 nt
Organism: Tetrahymena thermophila SB210
Lineage: Eukaryota; Ciliophora; Oligohymenophorea; Hymenostomatida; Tetrahymenidae
Exons: 2
Source: RefSeq, a predicted model, not a curated record